AUGGAGCUGGUUGGCUCUCCCUUGACAGCCACAUUCGCCCACCCGAGGUCCACAGCCAGCAGGUUCCUGCCUGCCAUCAGCACCAUGGCCUCCAGCUACAGGAACAGGAUUCCUUACUACCCCCUGCCUCACAGCUUCAGCCUGCCCUGGAUCCCCAACGCCUACUAUAAGGCAGCUGCCAUCAACCCAACCUUGGCUCCCCUGGCCAAAAGCUGCGAGGGGCUGACCCCCAGGCAGAGCCUCCCUUACCUUUCCAACAGGACCACCCUCUUCAGCCGCUACACCCCCGACGAUUGGUACAGCUCCAACCUCACCAACUACAAGGAGUCGGAGACCUCCCGGCGCAACGCCGAGCGGCUGAGGGUCGACACCGCCCGCAUGAUCCAGGACAAGCACCUGCAGACCACCAAAACCCAAGGGGAGAGCACCAAGGACCUGGGAGCACGUGUCAACGAGAUAGAGUUCUGGAAGUCAGAGCUCCUCCACGAGCUGGAUGAGAUGAUCGGGGAGACCAACGCGCUCACGGGCGUCAAGAGACGGCUGGAGAGGGCCUUGGCCGAGAUGGAGGCACCUCUCCAGGUCGCUGAGGAGUGCUUGCUCCACCGGGAGAAGAGGAUGGGCAUUGACCUGGUCCAUGAUGAUGUGGAGAAAGAGCUCUUGACAGAAGUCGAUGUCAUCAAGUCCUGCCAGGAGAGGAUGCAGCGGUUCCUGGAGAGGGUGAAGGCUCAGCUGGCGUCCAACAGGGCAGCCCAGCACGAGCUGGAGAGGGACCUGGCCAACAAGCAGAGGGCUCACCACAUUGAUGACAAGUGCCACCACCUGAGGAACACCUCCGAAGGCAUCAGCUACUACCGAGGGGUGGAGCGGGUCGAUGCCACGAUCUCAGUGCCAGAGUCGUGGGCCAAGUUCACAGAUGACAACCUCCUGCUGGCCCAGAGCGAGCGGGCAGCCUCGGCCAAGCUGCGGGAGAAGGUGGAGAACCUGCUGGUGGUGACGGCCAACGAGACCUGGCGGCAGUUCAACGCCACCAACGUGGCCUUCACCGACCGCAGCGCCCAGACAGCUGAUGCCAAGAACAAGAUCCAGAUGCACCUGGCCAAGACGCUGCAGGAAAUCUUCCAGCUGGAGAUGAACAUAGAAGCCAUCCGCAAGGCCAUCAGGGACAAAGGCCCUCCCCUGAAGGUGGCUCAGAGCCGGCUGGAUGAGCGCACACGGAGACCGCAGGUGGAGCUGUGCCGCGACCCUGCCCAGAUCCGACUUGUCAACGAGGUCCUUGAAAUUGAUGAGACAAUCCAGACCCUUCAGCAGCGGCUGAGAGAUGCUGAGGACACCCUGCAGAUGCUGGUUCACUCCAAGUCAGUCUUGGAGCAGGACUUGGCCAUCAAAGCCAACUCCCUCUUCAUCGACCAGGAGAAGUGCAUGGGGAUGCGGAAGAGCUUCCCCAGCACGGUGAGGCUGCUGGGCUACCUUUAG
Molecule: messenger RNA, 1473 nt
Organism: Indicator indicator
Lineage: Eukaryota; Metazoa; Chordata; Aves; Piciformes; Indicatoridae
Gene: TEKT3
Product: tektin 3
Exons: 7
Coding region: 1-1473 (490 amino acids)
Biological process (GO): cilium movement involved in cell motility; cilium assembly
Cellular component (GO): sperm flagellum; nucleus; microtubule cytoskeleton
Source: RefSeq, a predicted model, not a curated record